Rhizoctonia solani is the source of this 2778-nucleotide messenger RNA. RefSeq names its product vacuolar protein sorting-associated VTA1-like protein. The transcript has 11 exons. Bases 1 to 2778 code for a protein of 925 amino acids. Gene Ontology annotation, cellular component: multivesicular body. Gene Ontology annotation, biological process: late endosome to vacuole transport via multivesicular body sorting pathway. Lineage: Eukaryota; Fungi; Basidiomycota; Agaricomycetes; Cantharellales; Ceratobasidiaceae. The record is from RefSeq and is a predicted model, not a curated record.
AUGACUGCUCUCUUGAGAGGACUAUCAUCAUCAAUCGAGGCCAAGGCUGGAAACGUGAACACGAGGCAAAUUGACAAAAUCUUUGCACGUUGCAGGGGAACAGGAGAGAAGAUUGUUCAUCCUGAGCACGCAGGCAUUACCGCAUCCGCAUCCGCAUUCCCAGUCCAUCCACAGGCGCAACCCAACUGUAGUCUUAACUCGACCCUGCGCUGUGCGACCGAGAUUAUGGCCGUCGACCUCAAGCUCCCUCCUGUUCCCGCAGACCUCAAGCACGUUGUCCCCUUUUGCACUCGCGCCCAGGAGGUCCGUGCGAGAGACACUAUCGUCUGCUACUGGAGUCUCUACUAUGUUGCACAGCUCGCACUCAAGCGCACACAGACCCCCGAGAACCAGGCAUUCCUCGCCGCCGUUGUUGAGCAGCUCGAGGCAAUGAAGCGAUCGCUCAGGAAUCGACGACAUAUCACCGACGAAGCUGCUGGCAGUCUCUACGUCCGGCGAUUUGGUUACAACGUCUACAACGCCGCCAUCAACGAAGAUGCCCAAGGCCAGGCCAAUAGGUCUACUGCAAAGAAGUUUCUGGCGGCGUCAUACUUUCUUGAAAUUCUCAAAGUCUUUGGGCAGCUUGACCCACAGGUGGAAGAGACGAUCAAACACGCUAGAUCCAAGGCAAACGAUAUUGUCCGUGUUCUGAGGGAAGGAGCCACGCCUAUUGCUGCUGCGCCUCCUGCUGGUCGGUCAACCCCUAAUGGCUACACAAACCCCGUCGUAUUAUCUGGCCGACCAUCUACAUUUGCAUCCCCUGUCGAGUCGCCAACUGCUGCAACUCGUAAAGGCUUUUCGUUUCCCCAGGCCAAUUACCCGCCUCCUCCCACCGAUGCCGGCUCUGGCAGUCCCGUUUCUCCGCGCUUUGCCCAACCCCCGCCUCCUAUGUUCGUCAAUCCACGGAGACAGGCUCAGGCUCAAGCACAAGCACAAGCGCAGGAACGACAAGAGAUCGCGAGACCCGAAAAUGUCGCACUUCCGUCUUCCGGAUCUAGCGCUCAGAUUCCGCUCCCCGAUCCCACCUCACCGAGAAAACUCCAAUCUCCAGUGCGCGAGCGUUCUCCUCUUGCCUAUGUUGGCCCAACUGUCGCCCGCAACGCCCAAAACGCGUCCAAACCCCCUAGUCCGCCUCCGAAGCCUCCCACACCCACCAUCAAACCUCCCAGCCCCAAGCCUAUCAGUCCCAAAUCUGCCAGCCCUGUCAAGGCAACGGUGCCGAUUAUCCCGGUAACUUCUCCGGUGAUCCAGCAGUCCCCACAGGAAUGGCCGGCCUCGACCAUCAUCUUGACGCGCCCGCCGGGUCCAACAGAAUGGCCCCAGCACGCGCUCGUGUCGCCAAGUAUAGGAUCGUCAGCAUCUGUCGAUAGCGCUGAAACUUUCACCUCAUCUCAACUACGGACGGUGAUCAAAAGCGCCUCGACAGCUCCACGUGCGUCUUCGCCGGUCAAAAGUGAAUCUGCCGCCUCGACCGAGGAAGAAACAGACUCGCAGGUGUCCGAGACCGAGGACGAAACCGAAGAUGAUCACGACCAGGAUCAAGAUGAUGACGAAAGUGUAGCCGAGUCAACGCUCAUGCCCGUCCUCACGGUCGUAGAUAAUCUCGCGCCCAAGCUUGAGAUUCCGGGGGCCCAGGCUAUUGCAGACGAAUGGGGGUUUGGACGUGAGAUGACCGAGGCCAUCGGGAAGCUUACGCGUGCGCCUGCACCUUAUCGCACGUCUCCCCCCUCCACAAGUCGAGCCUCGCCUGAAUCUAGCUCUCGUGCUUCACCUGUAUCCGUCUCGUGCUUCACCCAUAUCCACGUCCCGCGCUUCACCCAUAUCCACAUCUCGCGCGUCACCUCUAUCUUCAUAUCGCACGUCACCCAUAUUGGCAUCUCGUGCCUCGCCGUUGUCUGUUGCGAUCGCCUGCUCAACCUUCCCCUACGACUCCAAACAUGCGAGCCUAUUCCCCCACGACGAUUUCUCCGUGUCAUUGCACCAGUCGUUCAAAUCGGCCGCGGAGGUUAUGACUUUUCGUUCUCCAAGUUUGAUCGCGGCCAGGAGCGCGAGCUGAUUGACGUCGAAGGCGGGGAUGACGAGGACAUCGGCAGCGGGUCUUCGAUGUCCUCUUUCUCCAGUGGGUCCGAGGACGAAGUCGAGGCAGACGAUGCCAAGGAGGGCUCUGACAGGAGCGACGGGAGCACCUCUGAGGAAGACAGUCCGGUUCGCGCCAGCGUAGUAGGAGGGCUCAGCCCCGAGGUUCGCAAGCAGGUACUCCCCCCACCGGCUUCAACUCGCUCAUCUCCGUCCCUCCAAAUCGUCCCCACGUCGGCUGUUCCCCAGCCGCUGGCCAGGCCGCCGACUACUCGGUCCUCGUCGUAUGACAGUUACCAACCUUCAAUCAGGAGCCCCGACUCGCCGAUGUAUGGCCCUUCUCGCCCACCCAUCGAUGGUGAAUUCGCUAUUAUCCCGUAUCAUCCUUCCAUGUCUGCUUCCCACCCUGCUCCAGCUGUGCACAACAACCCAGCGUAUGCUCCGACGGCCAACAACGCGUUGGUGCGCACCACCUGGACGUCGUCGCCCACUCAAGGCCCAAGUGCACCCCCCCACCGCGUUCAAGUCGAUCGCGAGACAGCUUCGUUGGCGCAAAAGUACUCGCGCUUCGCGAUCUCGUCGUUGAACUAUAUGGACAUCGAGGCUGCGAAGAAGGAGUUGCGCGCUGCGCUUACACUGCUCGAGGGCGGAGACAUGUACUAA